This is a messenger RNA of Ilex paraguariensis (yerba mate), 276 nucleotides long. NCBI's taxonomy places the organism in Eukaryota, Viridiplantae, Streptophyta, Magnoliopsida, Aquifoliales, Aquifoliaceae. The record is from the annotation of a GenBank genome assembly.
AUGGAGAAGAAAGGAGAAGGGUUCUACACCUCUAGUUCGAAAAAAACCCCAGAGGAUCCCAACAGAAAACAAAAGCAUGGAGAAAGCAAAGAGAAGGGUUCUACACCACUAGUUCGAACAAAACCCCAGAGGAUCCCAACGGAAAACAAAAGCAUCGAGAAAGCAAAGAGGCUUUGGUUUCAAGUUUCGGAGGGAGUGCAAAGAAAAAAGAUAGGAACUGUAGAGACUAGGGCAUCCUCAGACAGUUUAGGAUCUACCGAUUUCUUAAAGAAAUAG